Messenger RNA from Pocillopora meandrina, 7708 nucleotides. The record is from the annotation of a GenBank genome assembly. Lineage: Eukaryota; Metazoa; Cnidaria; Anthozoa; Scleractinia; Pocilloporidae.
CGAGCAUGAGGAUCGCUUUGCGAGAAUUGCAUCAGCUUAGGUGUUUCUUGAUAAUAUCAACGUAUCCAAGGUAUUCUUCUUCUGAUUCCUUUCCCAAAAUGGUUCUGGAUCUAGAUCUUUACAGGGCUGACAAAGGAGGUAACCCGGAAAAAAUUCGUGAAAAUCAGAGCAAGCGAUAUAAGGACACCACCUUGGUAGAUCAAGUAGUUGAAGCGGAUGCAAAAUGGAGGAAAUGUAUGUUAUGACACCGUGUAUUCAUUAUUCAUGUAAGACUGCAAUUUACGAACAGAAACUUUAAAUUAUAAUUUUAUUUUUAAAUAGUACGAUUCUCUGCUGAUAAUUGGAAUAAACUCAAGAAUGUAUGCAGUAAGCAGAUCGGCGAAAAGAUGAAGGUAAAUUAAACUUGAAGCAACAUCCCCCUCUGCAAUACAAAUUCAGCUUUUUUAUCAGUAUCUAUGUACACGUGUAAGGUCCGUAUUUUGUUUGCCUACGUGACAGUUUUGUUCUCUAACCUCUUUAAUACCUCACCUACUUAACUCAAUGCACUGCUUCUUUGUAAAAUUGUGGUUGCUUAUAAAUUCAGGACCUCGAGCUUGAGGGUCCUAGCCAUACUUUUUCAGGCGGAUGCAAAACAAUUUUCUGACCAUAAACUAACAUCUAAAUAUGUUCUUCUCUGCAGCAAAAAACAAACAACACCAAAGAGACUAAGACACUUCCUGUUGAUAUCGUUGUUGGGAUGAUUACACCAUUCACCCUUUUGUUACCAAUUUACCUCCCUUAAGCAACAUCGUAUUUGUUACAGUAGACUUUCUUUUCUUGAGCACAACCUUGAACAAAGGAGAGGGAGUUGCACAACAGAACAAUUUUAUGUGAUCAGGAGAAAAUAAUGUUUUCACUUCCAUGAUAUUGUCUUGCAUACCAUUUUUAAUGCUUAUUAAAGAAAUAGAGAGAGAGCAAUACUCCAAUGUCCCUGUUUUGCACUUUUCCUAGAGUGUAUAUUCAAUCACUUUUGUUUGGAUAGGGAUCUUAAAGUUUUUAAUUUUGUAAAAAGUUAUUAAAAAUAAUUUCUCCACCUUAAGCUAAAUUAAUGCUUCUGAUAUGUGAUGAUGAAAAUGAUGAUUGUUUUUAGCGAAAAGAACCUGUUGGUGACAGUGAUGCACUACCUCAAAAUAUAGUGGAUGCAUUGGAAGUAAUUACUCCAGACAUGUUAGAGGUAAACUUUCAUUUUUAGGUCUUCACUUUAGGUAAAGAUAAUUUCCUAAGUCUUGGUGUGAUCCCUGACUAAAAGUGUUCAGAAAGGUUCCUGAGAAAUAAAUCCACAUCAUCUUUGAAGGUAAUGAACCUAUCAUAGGCUAAGAUUCAUUUUUACCCAAGAAUGGAAUGGAAGGUGUGGUGGAUUUUUUUUGCUUUGUACAGUAGAAGCCAACAAUUCCUAGUUCAUUCAAAUCCCCUGCUGACCUAAACAAAAUCUGAAUUCCCCUCAAGUUGACCCAAUUUUCCAGUCAUUUGUAUCAGCUGACUUGACCUCAGUUAACUUGAACACCCUGUUAACUCAAACCAAUUUUACUUUCUGCUGGCCCAAAUUUAUCCUGAUAACUCAAAUAUUAAGCAAAAAGGUUGGUUGAUAAAUGUCAAUGCGUUACAACAUAGUUGAUUGACACAUCUCAAUCUUUAAUCCUAAUACAUUUAGGUAAACUUCCCAAACUGAACAUUCAUAUAAAAAAGCUCUCAUAUAACUAACUAGAUACAUAAAAAUGACUGUUGAUUGUACAAGAAUGAUAAAAACAUGAUUCCUGGAUUAAUCCCAGGAUUAACAGGAUAAUUUACCAAUCAACUCUGGCAACUCUAACUUCUGCUUACUCAACCUAAUUUUCAUUUCUAGAAGGAUUUUGAGUUGGUAAGAUUCAUACUAAUUUUUACUAUGUCUGUUUAGGAAGCCACAUGAGAAAGCUUAACAUUAAUAUUUGAAAAUUUCACCAUCAAUUUUGUUUUCUUCAACAGGCUUUAACAGUUACCCAGAUCAAGGGUGUACGAACACUCAUUGAUGAAAAUAUGGCCAAAUGUAAUGAAGAAGUUGGGAAGGUGGAACAACUAAGGAAUGAGAAGUUAUUUGAAGUUGGCAAUCUUUUGCAUGAGUCAGUUCCUAUUAGUAAUGAUGAGGUAUGUGAAUUUAAUAUUUUCAAUGUUUGGACAUUGAUCUGCUUUGGAUUUUUGGUGCUGAGCUGGAAACCAGAGUGUAUUAGUGAGAAUGUCUGUCAAGAAUGUAGACAUUGGAUAGUUUGGUGGCUAUGUACAGAGCAAAGUUGACAAACAUUUUCUUACCAGGGAGACUACAGACAUUAGGCAGUGAACAGGGUGUUGAAUUUUCUUUAUCUCCAAUACUUCUAUUGUAUAGUUAAAACAUUGCUUUCAAUUGACUUGACAGAAGACAGUACCUUGGAGAAGCUACAUUGCCUUUUGUUUGACUCUUUUGAUUCCAGUGGAUACUAAACUGAAUAAAUGAAAAGAGAAAAAGAGGACUUAGGUUCUGAAAGUCCCCCGACAUUGCAGGAUCGUUACCUCCCUGACUUUGAAAGUCACAAUUUAAUGCAUGUUUUUUGUCUUGGGUUGAUAACAUUUUGAUAUUAAAGGGCAGAAAAAUGUUCAUACAUUCAACAAUUGUUGCUAAAGUAAAUGAAGCUUGAAAGAGCACAGGCAAAAUCAUUGAGCAUAAGUUAGCUAUGAUAUGUUGGCUUUUUGACUUAAAAAAGGCUGAAAGGAUUCUGUAUGUUUUUAUUUGUUUUGCUGUUUGACAGCAAUACUUCUCUGUCAAUAACUUCACUUAGAACUUUCUUUUUCUUGAAAAGUUUUUACUCUAUUUUGAUAUUUAGUUAUUUUUUUCUUGUUUCAGGAUGACAACAAGGUUGAAAGAACUUGGGGUGACAGUUCUAUCAGGAAGAAAUACUCUCAUGUGGAUCUGGCUUAUAUGGUAGAUGGAGUUGACACUGAGAGAGGUGCAUCUGUGGCAGGCAGCAGAGGCUAUUUUCUCAAGGUUGACAUUAUCCCCCAUAAGGAUAUAUUUUUCUUUAAAGUUAAACAUUCCUUACAUUGUUAUAAGUGCACAUCACUUUAUCAAAUAUUUUUCUUAUUGAAUUCUGCAAAACAUUAACUUUGUGACAUGUUAUAGAAAUGUACUGAAAGUAUGAGAUAAUAACAGGUUUUCACCACAGAUAUUAAUUUUAAAGGAAGUCAUUUUUUAUACCUCUUUUGAUGUAAAUGUAUAUCCAUUAAGCUGCACUCGCAUUCCACAGGAUUACCAGUGUAAACUUGUGCAGUGUGCUACUGAAUUUAUCUCCCUUUCUCUCCCUUUAAAAUUCAGCAUUAAUGUUAUCCUUCUUCACUAUAUACAGUGCAUGAACAGUGUAUUGUUGUUUUGUCUGUAUGUUUAGCUCUGCUUAGAGUGUAUUUUAUUUCCAGUAAGUAUAAUAGCAUUUAGAACGUGUUUUCAUCCUUACCUUUAAACAUCCAAACUGAAUCUAUCUUUUAAUGUUUUUCAGGGGCCUCUUGUAUUCUUAGAGCAAGCUCUCAUUCAGUUGGCAACACGGAUGUUGUACAAGAAAGGUUUUGUUCCUCUCUACACACCUUUUUUCAUGAGGAAGGAAGCUAUGCAAGAAGUUGCACAAUUAAGUCAGUUUGAUGAAGAGCUGUAUAAGGUCUGUAAUGCAAUUUACUUUUUAUGUACAAUUUUUCCUAGAAAAACAAUGUUUUUUGGAAUGAACUUUGAAUACUUCAAAUGAAUAUUCAUCCUGUCACCCAAGAGGACUAAGGAGGAUUGUUGUUUGAUCUCUCUUUAUCUAAGAUGACUUCUUAACUAAUCAUGUGUAGAGAAACAAACUUACACUUCCCAGUUUAUGGUAAUUUAAUUUGCUUGGUAUUAGGACCAAACCUUAUAACACAAUGUACUGUUGCACUUCUACAGUAUUAUGGUGAGUUUAUCUAUUUAAAGGUGUAGGGAUAGCCUGCAGUGCAGGCUUAAUUUUGGCCAGCUAGAGCUCAGUAUUUUCUUAGCAACAAUUAUUGCAGCCAUCCUUGAUUUUAACAGCAGCAGAAUGCUGGGGAGAGAAAGAAAUUUGUACCAAGGGGGUAAGUGACAAGUAAAAAUAAGGAGCAGGGUAGAGGUGGGAAAGUGAAUAUUAUCUUUUCACCUAUCCCUGCUCCUGCCCUCUCCCCCGACAGCUGCCUCUUUCUCCAAAUCAAACAUGGCUGGUCAAAUAAACGAUUGAUUACUUUUUAGCAUUAACUUGCCCUAAUUAAACUAGGCUAGCCUAGGCUAACUUGCCCUAAUAAUACAAGGCUAGUUUAGGGACUGAUAUUUUGUUUGUAGGUUAUUGGUAAGGGUGCAGAUGAAACAGGUUAUGAAGAAAGAUACCUUAUUGCUACAAGUGAACAGCCAAUUGCUGCAUUUCAUCGAGGUGAAUGGAUGGCUGCAAAUGAACUUCCCAAGAAAUAUGCUGGAUUCUCGUCAUGCUUCAGACAAGAAGCAGGGGCUCAUGGAAGGGACACUCGUGGCAUCUUUAGGGUACAUCAGUUUGAAAAGGUACAUUUGAUCCAGAUAAUAAAUCAUGAUGAUCUACAAUUGAGGAUUAAGAGUGCUCUUUUACUUAAAAUCUUGUGAAACGCAAGUUUGGCUUUCAGCUCGAGGCCUUUAAAAACCACAAUGUAAAAGUGUGAGGCAGAAUAAUUUUUGCAAGAGGAUAUGUAUUACUAAAAACUUUGUGAUUGAAUUAAACGCUGUAUUUACUUCAAAGAACAGAACAUUGUGAAGGCAACAGGUCCUCCUCUCUCAUAGCAAUGAGUUAUUUCAGUUUGUUUUUUGAUGUAAUGUAUUUUUUUGUUAGGUGGAGCAAUUUGUUAUCUGUUCUCCUCAUGAUGGUAUUUCUUGGCAACUUUUUGAUGAGAUGAUUGCAAGUGCUGAGGAAUUUAAUCAAGCUUUAGGAAUUCCUUACAGAAUUGUAAAUAUUGUUUCUGGUAGGUAACACUUGUAGUUUCUGUGUUUAAUCAAGUUGUUCCCAAUCUGAUCGGUUAAUUUUCACAACUGUAGGUGAACUCAACAAUGCAGCCGCCAUGAAGUACGAUCUGGAAGCUUGGUUUCCAGGUAGCGGUGCUUUCCGUGAAUUAGUUUCUUGCUCAAACUGCACGGAUUACCAAGCAAGAAGAUUGCAAGUUCGUUUUGGACAAACCAAGAAAAUGGGAGCGCAGGUAAACAAUCAGCAUACGGUCAGAAUUGUUGUGUGUGACUUUGAGUAUUCCUGAACACUUCCAAGUGCUCAAAUGCGCCGUUGAAGGAACAGUUAUGGACCCCAGAUAACUUUCAUACUUAAAUUAUUUUGAGAGGUCCAAUUAGACGAAAGAAAUCUGCUUGCAAACAGGAAUCCGUGGGAGUCCAGUUUUGCUGGCGGAUUUGAACCGAGACGUAUUUACCCAUUACAGGAACUGACCAGAGUCCAAAUCAUGCACAUUCUUUCUUUGUCCUCACAGUCCUGUUGCUGAAAAUCUUGCAGGAUACGCGUUACUAUUAUGGUGGUAGUUGACAUCAAAAUAAAGUAACAAAUUUUGCCCCUAAAACCCCUUUGACUUGACCUCACUGUAAUUUUCAGACAAAUUGGAACCACCUUACUAUUUGUUUGGGGAUUUACCUGGGUGGACCUUUCUACAAAUAUGAACAUUCAAGGUUCCGUCAACGUGUAUCCGAUUUUGUUUGAGAGCGUUUUUUUCCUCCGUUAAAAAAAAAUACCCUUGCUCAUACGUUGCGUUUUUGAAUGAUUUUUAAUAAUCCACAGGAAAACGCAACAGUGACUAGAAUUCUCUCUUCACUCUUCUUGGAUGACUAUUUGGUAGACAAAGUUCUCGCUCCGCGCACUCCUACUUCCUGGUCAAACCCUAAAUCGUCGAAGCCUUGCUUGUUGAAAUCGAGUUCAUUGUUUCGUGCCUCCUGUUAUGAACACGGGAAAUGGACGAAACCUGAUUAUGUCACUGCGUCUUCUUGCAUCAUCGACUUACACAUUUAACAUAGCAAAACGCAACUUAAAACAUACAAUGCAUAAUGCUUGUAAGAAGCUAUACUAGGAGUGAAACAAACUCAAUGCUUCUGUCUGCCUGGUGGACUUUUCUAGUGCGCGGCAUAGACUGUAUCUAACACUGUCUAGUAAUCCUGUUCAGAAACCUUAGUGCAGCAAAAUAGUGUUUUUAAAAAUCUCCGCACCUGAGAACGUUUUUGAAAAAAGAUGCCUUUGCAGUGACCGUUUUCCCUAGAUACGAGUGAACAAAAUACCAAACCGGAGGAAAAAGUCUCCGUUUUCAAACAAGAACGUGUGCGUGUGAACGGGGCCAGAGUGAACAAGUUAAUCGUGGUUGUUUUUUCCCCUCUGUUUUACGGGUCAAACCCAGUCUCCAUAGGAGCUACUCGGCGGGAGGGUUUUAGGGCUACAGGGUUAUCCUUUUGUAGCAAUUACAAAAUGGUUUACAAGCCUUAUAUGUAGACUAUUUUUUUUCUCUAGACGGAAUACGUUCAUAUGCUCAACGCUACGAUGUGCGCUGUGUCGAGAACCAUUUGUGCGCUAUUAGAGAAUUAUCAAACAGAAGAAGGAAUCGCUCUCCCCCCUGUUCUGAAGCCUUUACUUCCCGAAGGCUUGGAAUUUAUUAAAUUCGUCAAACCAGCUCCAAUUGACGAGAAACCAGAGGCGAAGAAACAGAAGAAAAAGACGAAAAAUAAAGCUGGCAGCCAGAGUGAGGGAUGUUUAGAGGCUAAAAUGGAAAACAUGGGCGUUGGCAAAGAGUGAACACUGAAUUCUCAAGAAAUCAAUUGGCUUUGCUUAGUGAAUGGCCUUGUUGCACGAUGGCAAUUGGCUUAAUAUCUAACUAAGUAGUUUGUGUAGGUGGCACAAGCAAAAAUUUAUGUUCCCCCCUUAACUCUGCUUCUUUAAACAAACCUUUUAACUUGACUUCAAUGUAAGAGUAACGAUGUUACACUCACUUCAUGAGAUAGUGGUUCUCUGCGGUCAUCACAAUUUUUUCCACCAGUAAAUUCACACAAGAAAACAAACAAGCGACAGCCGGUAGGUAAGUCUGUGGACACUUUACCAAUCACAGCCGUGAUAGUUGCGAUAACUUUUUUAACAGUUGACAUCAAGCGUCUUCUUCCGUCAGCUGAGUGUAAGAUCCUCACUCUCUAUAGAAUGAGUAAACGUAAAAAUAUUGUUACUUAAAUUACGGCAUUAGCGAAAGGUACGGUUAACUAGACUGCAGAAAAAAAGUUGAUUGUAAGCUGUAUUUUGUUUGUGUUUAGUUAAAUUAAUUAAACAUCCGGUGGAAAAGCGGGACAUCGUGUUCACCCGUUUAAUAAGUGCAAGAUGUUAGGUUUGUUUUUCUAACUGAGACCAUUAGUCAGAUAUUAAGAAACCCAACCAAAAAUUUCCUCUUAAGGUUUACAACAAUGUAAGCCCAAACUUCGAGUAGGUAUGCCCUCGCUAAACUCGAAGACAGCUAAGCUCAGACAAACGUGGCGAUUCGUAAAGUCAGAUUUGUGUUUGAAGUCUAUUUUUCUUUCAUCUCGAAAAAUGGUAUUUAAAGCAACGGUGCCAAUUAUAACUUGUGAAAAAAUUUCAUUUAUAUUACGAUUUGCGCGUUGAACUUGAAAAUCGAUCGAGAGAACUUGAGUAUAGGUCUGAGG